Molecule: messenger RNA, 531 nt
Organism: Chenopodium quinoa (quinoa)
Lineage: Eukaryota; Viridiplantae; Streptophyta; Magnoliopsida; Caryophyllales; Amaranthaceae
Exons: 1
Coding region: 1-531 (176 amino acids)
Source: RefSeq, a predicted model, not a curated record
AUGGAACUUAUCAAGAAGUACAAGCUAGAUAAUGCUAAGACUAAUAACACUCUAAUGGGUAUAGCAACCAGAUUGGAUGAAGAUCCAACUGGAACUUGUGUUAAUCAAUCUAUAUAUAGAGGUAUGAUAGGUUCUUUACUUUAUCUAAAAGCUAGUAGACCUGACAUAUCUUUUAGUGUAGGUUUGUGUGCCAGGUUCCAAGCAAACCCAAAGGAGUCUCACUUGAAAGCAGUAAAGAGAAUCCUUAGAUACCUGAAAGGAGCUUAUGAUUUGAGUCUCUUCUAUCCUAGAAGUGACUUCUUUGAUUUAAAUGGCUUUAAUGUUGCUGACUAUGUAGGUGAUUUGGUCAAUAGAAAAAGCACUUCAGGUAUGGUACAGUUUUUAGGACCUUCUUUAGUUUCUCGGGGUUCCAAGAAGCAAAACACAGGUGCAAUGUCUACAGCUGAGGCUGAGUACGUGGCAACAGCAGCAUGUUGUUCACAAGUACUUUGGAUAAAGCAACAGGAUAGAGAUUUUGGUAUUAUUUUUUAA